AUGGCAACGGAAAAUGGUGGCAGUAAUUCCGAGGUAUUGGAAACGUGCUUGGUGUUGGGAGGCAGAGGAUUCAUAGGCCGAGUGCUGGUGGAGAGGCUGCUGAAACUCGGAAAUUGGAUCGUCCGAGUCGCAGAUUACAAUCAGUCUCCCCAACUAGAGCCCUCUGAGUUGCUUCUAUCCGAAGCAUUCUCCUCUGCUCGAGCCUCUUAUUUCCAUGUUGAUGUUCGGGAUAAACCGCAGAUCAUCAAAGCUAUGGAAGGUGUGUCAGUUGUAUUCUAUACUGAAUCUAUGGUUUCAUUCCCUCGAGACUUCUUUUCUUGCUAUAUAAUUGUUGUUCAAGGUGCCAAAAAUGUACUCAAAGCUUGUCGAGAAUGUAAAGUUAAACAUCUUAUAUACAACAGUUCUGCUGAUGUAGUUUUUGACAGUUCACGUGAUUUAUGUAAUGUAGAAGAAUCAUUGCCAUACCCUAACCAUUUUGAGAACAUGGUCACUGACCUUAAAUCUCAAGCAGAGGCAAUGGUCUUAUUUGCAAACAAAGUUGAUGGUCUUUUGACUUGUGCACUUCGUCCUUCCAAUGUAUUUGGACCUAGAGAUAAUCAACUUAUGCCAUCACUUAUCAGUAUGGCAAACUCCAGCUGGGCCAAGUUUAUUAUAGGAAGUUGUGAGAAUAUGUCAGACUUCACCUAUGUGGAUAAUGUUGCCCAUGCUCAUAUCUGUGCCGAAGAAUCUCUAAGUUCUCAGAUGGUUUCUACGUCUGGAAAGGUCUUUUUCAUCACGAAUCUUGAACCCAUGAAGGUGAGGGAUUUGGUACCUCUCAUAUUGGAGAGCUUUGGUUAUCAGAGGCCUAUUUUCAAUCUUCCUGCUUGGAUGAUUCACUACCUCUUUUUGUUUGUGAAGCUUACACUCAUGAAAUUGAACUUUGGAAAGAUUGAGCGAUGCAUGUGGGUUUACGAUGUUGCUAAAUUAGUUUCACGCACAAGGACAUUUAACUGUUCUGCAGCUGUGACACAUCUUGGAUACUCACCGGUUGUUUCCUUGGAAGAAGGUGCUGCUGCGUUAACUGUUGAUUCGCCUUUGAGGAGAUACAAUGACCCUGAUGAGCAAUCGAAAGUAGAUAAGCUGUUAGGCAGUGGGAAAGUUGCAGAUAUUCUGCUGUGGAGAGAUGAGAAGACAACAUUUAUCUGUUUCCUCUUGCUUACUCUGCUUUAUUAUUGGUUUUUCCUUUCUGGGAGGACAUUUAUAACUUCAGCUGCUAAGCUUCUGAUGAUGAUUACUGUUUCGCUUUGUGGAUAUUGUAUGCUACCAGCAAAUAUAUGUGGAUUCACAAUUCCUAGAGUAUCAUCAACUUGUUUUCAAGUCUCAAAAGUUGAUAUGAGAAAUUCCUUUUUGGCCAUGACAUGUAUGUGGAAUGAACUGAGUCUUGUAACAAGGUUAUUGGCCCACGGAGAAGAUUGGUGCACUUUCUUGAAGGUAUCAUCUUUCUUCUACUUCAGCAAGUUGAUUGUUCCACAUUUCUUGACCAUGGCCAUUGGCAUAGCGUUAGUCAUUGCAUUCACGUCGUUCUUUGUGUACGAGCAAUAUGAGGAGGAAAUUGAUGGGAUGGCAAAGGUUGUAAUCAACCGUUUGAGGAAGGCCAUGAUCUCUUCUGCAAGGAAUCUACCAGUGCCUUUGACCUCAGUUUUACCAGAUUGUGGACCUUUGAAAGAGAAGAAAUCUUCGUGA
Fraxinus pennsylvanica is the source of this 1722-nucleotide messenger RNA. The record is from the annotation of a GenBank genome assembly. NCBI's taxonomy places the organism in Eukaryota, Viridiplantae, Streptophyta, Magnoliopsida, Lamiales, Oleaceae.